AUGUCGACGACCACCAACCAAGUUCCAAACAACAACAACGAAGUCCUUCUUGCCGAGGAAAAGCUACGUGCCUCUGAUGGAGACUUGCAACAAGAGCAUCCUACCAACACCACCAAUGGAGAAGCUGGCAGUGGUUGCCCUUUUGCGCACUCGUCCACCAGUAGUAGUACCCGUGACGAAGAAGCCAUGCCGUACCAAUACAUCCCACUCCGAAUGGGCGGAAGAGGAGGUACUCACAUGGUUUCGGAAGCAUCCCGUGCACUGAUUGACAACGAAGUUACAUUGGACGAUCUCAAGACCAUGACAGGCGCCUUCUACGAGCUUGCCUUUCAGGACCAAACACUCGACAAGCUCAUUCGGUCUCACGAGGACCCACACGGCAAUCGUUUCGCCAAAUGGAUUCACCAAAAGUUGUCGGGAUCCAACGUUUGGGAUAUGGAUCGUCGCAAUCGUGACAAGACCCCGGUCCAGGUAGCCGGAGGCCGAACUGCCGUCGUGCAUGAUCGUUCUUCUGCUCAUGCAGCGGCAUGGUAUUCGCCCAAGCGACCCCGAGAAGAAGUCGGCCGCCAUUUUAAUUUGUAUGAGUGCCGAGUCUGGAUGAGAUUGCAUUUCUAUGCCAUGCGCAAGACUGGCAUAAUGGAAAAAAGUCCCAGCUUUGCCGACUACUACGUUCGCUUUAUAGCCCACUUCGUGGCGGUCUAUGAGCGAUCUGCACCAAUGUUUGCACGCGACAGCCUCCGUUGGAGUGAGAAUCCGGCCAAUGUGGAAAAAUACAUCGAUGAUGGUCGGAUCAUGACGGAUGUCUUGGGACGCGGAUACUCGGACUCGACACGUGAUUUGCCAGAAUCUGAAUUGUAUGAUGACGAUUGGCCCUAUUACGUUGCUCAAUGA
Molecule: messenger RNA, 891 nt
Organism: Cylindrotheca closterium
Lineage: Eukaryota; Bacillariophyta; Bacillariophyceae; Bacillariales; Bacillariaceae
Source: the annotation of a GenBank genome assembly